AUGGCUAAACCCUUAAUAGCUGUGCAAGAACAAAUUGACUCUUUAGCAGCCAUAGUCCUCCCAAAUCACCGAGGACUACAUAUGUUAAUGGCAGCACAGGGAAGAAUUUGUUUAGCUUUAGAUGAAAAAUGUUGCUUUUGGUUCAAUCAAUCGGGAAAAGUACAAGACAACAUCAGAUAACUCAUAAAUUGAGUCUCUUAUUUACGGGAACAAACUUCUCAGUGUUGGUUAGAUUGGGAGGGAACAUGGAAAUGGUUCUCCUGGGUUGUCCUCUUUUCAGGCCCACUUGUUAGUCUCCUACUUUUUGUUUUUUUCACCGCACCUGUCUUGGGUCCAGGUCUUCUAAAUCUGAUAACCCAAUUUGUUUCCUGUCACCUUCAGGCCAUCAAGCUCCAGAUGAUCCUCAGUGAGGGAUAUCAUCCUCUCAGUAUUCAAGAGUCACCCUUCUACAGAGGACCCCUGAGUGACCUAUCAAUGAGACAUCACAGAGGUGAAAUCCUGCCCAUCUCCCUUGGACCUGGCUGGACACCACUUUCACCAACCCACAGAGCCACCCUUGCUAGAAUCCCAGAAGCCUCCUUGAGAUUUUGGUCCAUGAAGACAUAG
This is a messenger RNA of Callithrix jacchus (white-tufted-ear marmoset), 606 nucleotides long. NCBI's taxonomy places the organism in Eukaryota, Metazoa, Chordata, Mammalia, Primates, Cebidae. The record is from RefSeq and is a predicted model, not a curated record.